CUCACCAGUGGUGCAGGAAUCUUUAGUGCAUGUGCUGUGCUACCUAGUCGUCAUGGAGGCAGAUUUGCCGGAGGAGGAGCUGGAUGAGGAGGAGCAGCUUCUGAGACGGCAUCGUAAAGAGAAGAAGGAGCUGCAAGCCAAAAUUCAGGGUAUGAAGAAUGCUGUUCCCAAGAACGAUAAAAAGAGGAGAAAACAACUCACGGAAGAUGUUGCCAAGUUGGAAGCAGACAUGGAGGAAAAGCACAGAGAGGAACUGGAGCAAUUGAAGCUGACAUCUAAAGAGAGUAAGAUAGAUUCUGUUGCUGUUAACAUUUCAAAUUUGGUUCUUGAGAAUCAUGCUCCUCGGAUAUCUAAGGCUCAGAAGAGACGGGAAAAAAAAGCUGCAUUGGAAAAAGAACGGGAAGAACGGAUAGCAGAAGCUGAAAUUGAAAACUUGUCUGGAGCACGACAUAUAGAAAGUGAGAAACUUGCUCUCAUAUUGGCAGCUAGACAAUUGGAAAUUAAACAGAUUGAAUCUGAUGGUCACUGUAUGUAUAGAGCCAUUGAAGAUCAACUGAAAGAACAUGAGUGCCCUCUGAGUGUGGCUGCCUUAAGAAAUCAAACCGCUGAAUAUAUGCAAAGCCAUAUGGACGACUUUCUGCCAUUUUUAACAAACUCAAGUACUGGAGAUGUGUAUACUCCAGAGGAGUUUGGAAAGUACUGUGCUGAUAUUGUAAACACAGCUGCCUGGGGAGGUCAACUAGAGCUAAGAGCCCUGUCUCACAUUUUACAAACACCUAUAGAGAUAAUACAAGCAGAAUCUCCUCCUAUUGUAGUUGGUGAAGAAUAUACAAAAAAACCACUAGUACUUGUAUAUAUGAGACAUGCAUAUGGCCUUGGAGAACAUUACAAUUCUGUUACAGGGUUGGUGAACACAGCUACUGAAAAUUGCAGCUAGUUUUUAAAAUGUUGGACAAUUAUGCUUUAGUACAGUGUGCCAAUCUGUAUAUUCAUAACAAGUGCUGAACUGUUCUAAACAUUAUUGAUGAACGCAAUUACUUUAACUUAAUGUUAUGGCUUAGCUUACUAACGGGUUUUUAAAAAUGUCAAAGAUAAACUUUGAACAGUGUCUUAGUGGUAAUUUAAAGGCACACUUCAUCAUUCAUAUAUAGAUGAAGAUGGUACCCUCUGUUCUAAUAUUUUUAAUUAAAGUAGAAUCCUGGACAUCAUGUUCUGUGUUGAAAUAAAUUCCAAAUGUUCUUCUUCUCUUUGCAUUUAGUAACCAUUUCAAUAUCUAUUUUUUGAAGAUAUGAAAUGACUCAGUCUCUUUACCGUUGAAAUGAUGUGGUGAUGGUGAUGGCAAGUGUAUUUGAUGCUUAUAAAAUUAAUUUGACUGCAGUGAUAUUGGUACUCAUGGGGUUAAUGCCCUCAUGCUUUUAAAAUAAAAUCAUUGGAGUACAAUUAUUAAUUUUGCUUUAAUAACUUAGAAUUUAAAAAUACUGAUUUAGGACCUGGCAAAAUAGCUCACUUGGAGAGUUUGCUGCUUUGCCAUGUGCACAACUAAGAUCCCAGCCCAACUUCCACCACAUUGAAGAAAACUUGCUGCUGUGGUUUCUUUCUCUCUCUCUACCUCACUCUUUCUUCCUAGAAAAAAAAAUUCAGAUGAGAAUCAACUAAGUAUUUCUAAGAAAUGAGAUCAAUUAAAAGAAGUUUUAGACUGGUGUUAUCUCAUUUAUAAACCUCUAAAGAAUUACAAAUUAGCCACUUGGUUUUUGUAAUAAAUGCUGUCCUUCAGUUAUUCUCUGAUUAAAAACAAAAACACUUCUGAUUGAAUUUAAAGGCAUUAUCUUCAUAACUGCAGAUUCUUAAUGUUCUUUGUUGUGUUUUCUCGUAUCAUUGCUCGGCUGUUUUGUUAUCCUUAGAGGUUUUUUUCCCUCAUUAAAUAGUUUGUGGCCUCUUAUACUAUAACUUGUACAACUUGAAGGGUUAGUAAUAUUAAAAGGUUGCAGGCCAAAUUUACUUCAAGUUUUUUCCCUUUUUCAAUUUGUGUUACAAGACUUUUCAUUUUGUACCAGUCUUUUGGAUAAGGAGAACACCUUUGUUACUUGUUAUUUUCUUUUCUUUUUCUGUUUCUAAUAACUCAUAUUUGAGAAUGUGUAUGUUACAUAUAUGGAUAAAAGGUGAAUGCUAUUGUUAUAUGGUAAACACAGUGGGCAACCCCUUUUUGUGUGAAUGCUUUAUCUAGCUGGUUUCAGGUUGCUCUUAAAAGUUUCUUUUUUCUUUCUUUCCUUUCCUUUUUUUUUUUUUUUUUUUUUAAACCAGAGCACUGCUCAUCUCUGGCUUAUGGUGGUGCAGGGGGAUUAAAGGACUUUGGAACCUCAGGCAUGAGAAUCUGUUUGCAAAAGUUUCUUUCUAAGAAGAUAGUAUCAUGUGAAAAAAACAUGUCUAAUAUUAUUUAAGAAGGUAUUAUGAAAAUGAGAUCUUUGAUUUUAUUUAUUUUUUUACAAAUUAGAAAUAACUGAUAACAGUAACCAUUAAGUUUAAAUAUAUGAACUUUUGCUCCUUGAAUAUAACUAGCAUUUUAGGUAGGCGGUCUAUAAUAUUAAAAAUGUGAUGUCAGUCUCAGAUAUCUAACAGGUAAAUACUGUAGAAAGUUGAUAGGGACUGGUCAACUAGAACAGUAAGUCCUGAGCGAAGAUAAUUUAUAAUUCAAAAGGUUAAAAAUUUUCUACCUGGGUGAGGGGCUGGGGAGUUGAGAUGGGACUGGGAGAUGGCUUACGUGAUAGGACAUAUACUUCACCAUAUUUGAGGACCCGGGUUCUAACUCCCCACCACCACAUGGGAGCACUGGCACAGGGAAACUUGACAAGUGAUGGAGUAGCACUACUAUGCCUCUCUGUCUCUUCCUGUCUUUCACCAUUUAACUAAAAAAGUGUGAAAGAGAAGUUGUACAAAUGUGGAGCCUCAAUGAUAAUCCUGAUAAAUAAGAUGAAAUAAGUAAAUAAAAUCUGUCAGACAAAAUACAUUCUGAGGGCAGUCUCUAUAAUCUUUGAUCUGAAUUUUCUAGGAGUUUGAACUUCAGAAAAAUAGUCAUAAAAUACUAAAUACCUAGGCUUUAUUUUGAAGUAAUGUUUGUUUUAAAAUAUUCUGAAAUAACUUACUGGUAGGUGUUUUUCUUUUCUUUCUUUUUUUUUAUCCUAACCAACUGAAUGCAAUUUUCUUAAUUAUAUUCUUUCUUUUUACAAAUGACUAAUAUUGUUGUGAAGAUUUAUGUGGUCAGUUUCUGUUCUUUUCAUGAGACUUCAGAUAAAAAUCAUUUUAGCUGUAACCUAAUAUUGGGAAGUGGCAGAUAUUAUUUUAAAGUGGAGUAAAGUAGUUUGUUGUAUAAUAAUGGUCUAAUGGAAGUUUCAUAAGCUUUCUUUUGUCCUAUUAUGCCAGAGUUUUGGAAUAUGGCUUUAGCCAAGAAUUUUAUCCAGUUAAGUAUGUUUACAAGUUGUGUAAAGAAAAAAAAAAAGUAUGUUUGUGACUGCAGUGAGCAAUAUAAUGUUACCUAUACUAUCUGAUGCUUGCCAAAAGGAAAAUAAAAGGUGAAUGUAUUAAAUCA
Messenger RNA from Erinaceus europaeus (western European hedgehog), 3583 nucleotides. It is a transcript of the gene OTUD6B, whose product is annotated as OTU deubiquitinase 6B. Lineage: Eukaryota; Metazoa; Chordata; Mammalia; Eulipotyphla; Erinaceidae. Gene Ontology annotation, molecular function: cysteine-type deubiquitinase activity. Gene Ontology annotation, biological process: protein deubiquitination. Bases 53 to 937 code for a protein of 294 amino acids. The transcript is spliced from 7 exons. The record is from RefSeq and is a predicted model, not a curated record.